Macrosteles quadrilineatus (aster leafhopper) is the source of this 2921-nucleotide messenger RNA. RefSeq names its product epidermal growth factor receptor kinase substrate 8-like. The coding region runs from base 204 to 2657 and encodes 817 amino acids. NCBI's taxonomy places the organism in Eukaryota, Metazoa, Arthropoda, Insecta, Hemiptera, Cicadellidae. Gene Ontology annotation, cellular component: plasma membrane. The transcript is spliced from 19 exons. The record is from RefSeq and is a predicted model, not a curated record. Gene Ontology annotation, biological process: regulation of Rho protein signal transduction; Rho protein signal transduction. Gene Ontology annotation, molecular function: actin binding.
AGUUUUACCACCGACGGCGACUGCCAACAGUAUAGACUAUAGAGAAGGAAAGACGUGUGUCAUUUGUACGAAUUUAAGUUACUGUUGAUUUCUUAUUUGUUAGUAUCCAAUUUGUGUGUUAUAGUGAGUGAUGUUAUGUGAAAGCAAGACAUGAAGGUGUAAAUAUUAGGCAAAUUUCUUCCAAACCUGCCAGGAUUUAAAGCAUGCCUGGACUGCAGGAGAAAAGAUUGGAAACGUUUUCAAGUUCUAACAGAAGAGUAUCAAACUCAGGAGGAAUGCCUUACCACAAAACUAGUGUUCAUUCCAAUGGAUACUCUGCCGAUGAGCGAGAGGGAGGAAGUGGUGAGGAUAGUCCCACCUACCUGAUGGAACAUUUAGCCACAUUCACGGUAACCAAGGAGACGGGUAUUGUCUACCCGGCAGAUGGUAUGCGUCGUCUACUGCAGCUGGAGAAGUCCAAUGGUAUCUGGUCACAGAAGAUGCAGCUUCAACUGGACCGCAACUGGGUGCUCAUCAAGGACUACGAGACAGGGCAAGUUAUGGAGCGUUUCCCAGCCUCCCUGAUUCAAGAGCCUACAGCAUUCAUGAGCAACGACCCAAUGGAGAUAUACAACAAUAUCUUGGUUUUCAUUGUCGGGGAAGAACGACAAUCCAAUUCUCACUCAGAGAUGCACAUUUUUCAGUGCCAGAGUAUUUCAUCCCUGGAGCUAGUAGAAGACCUGAAGCUGUUGCGUGUAGGCAAGAUGCCUGGAGGUCGACGUACUCGUCACAUUCCUCCCCCACCCCCCACCCCUCCGCCAGAUCCUCCAAUAAACGGUGUCAAUGUGCGAGAGCAGGUCAACGUUUUCAAUGCUGUAUCUCAUCACCCAGAAGGACGUAGCGGCAGUGAGUUGGGAGGGGGAAGAGACGACGAGACUAGCUCCACGUCUAGUGAGAAGUACGGAAGGGAUGUGGCAGUACUCAACCACUGCUUCGAUGACAUUGAAAAGUUCAUUGCACGUUUGCAGCAUGCAGCAGCUGCUUCCAGGGAACUGGAGAGGAGAAAGAGGAACCGCAAGUCCAAGAGGAAAGACAUGGGAGAUGGCAUGUUGACCAUGAGAGCCAAACCUCCUCCAGAAUCAGAGUUCAUCGACAUCUUCCAGAAGUUCAAACUUUCAUUCAAUCUGUUGGCCAAACUAAAACACCACAUUCAUGAUCCCAAUGCUCCAGAGUUAGUCCACUUCCUGUUCACUCCCUUAGCUCUGAUUGUGGAUGCGUCCCAUGAUACCCACUAUGGCCCCAACCUCCCCAGCAAAGUGGUCUCCCCCCUACUGACUCAGGAGGCGGUCAACUUGCUCAUCAACUGUGUCACUAGCAAAGAAACUGAGCUCUGGCAUUCCCUCGGAGACGCCUGGUUGAUUCCAAGAGAGCAGUGGAAGGGGUAUGCGCCAGCGCCCUACCACCCAGUGUACGAUGGAUACCCAAUGGCUGAGGAGAGAGAACAGGUGGGAGCUGCCAUCGGCUCCGCAGUGGCGUCAGAGGCAAAGAGAACACGUGCUGAAGAAAUCAGAGCUGCUCAGCACGAGGCUGAGUUGCGAGAAGCCCAUUACAACAGGGAGAAAGAAUUAGAUGAUCUUUACAGCAGUGAAUACAUAUACGACGACGAGAGGCAAGAGGACUACUACCCUGGCCGCCAGGACAGAUAUGGACUCCAAGAGAGGGAGUUCUCCCAGAGUCCUGGCGGAUCUGACCCAGAUUUCCCUUCGUCUUCUCAGCCCCCUCGAGACCCGAGCGCUCGAAGUGACAUCUCGGCAGAUUCAAUUGAGCGUAGUGGUCGUGGACCUGGAGACAAAUUUGAGCGCUCCCAAGCUCGUUGGCUAGAGGAGCUUCGCGCUAGUGGUGCCAAAAUAGUCCAAGUGACUUACCCUCGUACAGCGAACAAUGACAAAGAACUCACUGUUAUUAGAGGAGAAUUCUUGGAGGUUCUAGAUGAUAACCGGCAGUGGUGGAAGACUCGUAACAGCCGUGGGCAAGUAGCUCACGUUCCUCACACCAUCGUGACGGCCUACCAUCCUGGAGAACAGGUAAUCUUCAGCAACCCUCUGUAUGCUCAGGGAUAUGAGCAACCGCAGGAAAGAGAAGUAAGGGAAAACACCCGUUCUCCUCCGGCCCCUCCUCCUGCCCCAGCCUCAGCGGAAUGGGUCAGAAAUCAGCGGAUUGGCAAGAAAGACUCAACAAGCUUAGAAGAUGAUGUGUUUCAAUCCAACCGGGGCUCUACAACAAUACAAGACCCAACAGAUCAAGACUUGCUAGCGAUGGAGUUGAGGGAUCGACUGACAGUGUUCCAGAAAAAAUCACCUUCCAUCAAACGAACCCCUGUUGUCUACAUCAGUUCUCAGUCCAGUCAUGAGGAGGUUGAGAAUUGGCUUAAACAAAAGGGAUUCAAUGAGCAAACGAGAUCCUACCUGAAAGGACUGAGUGGGGAAAAUAUGUUUAACUUAAACAAGAGUGAGCUUCAGAAGUUCUGUGGUCAACAGGAAGGAAACAGACUUUACUCCCAGCUGAUCCUUUCUCGGACUGUCACUGAGUACAAUCCAAACAAGUCAAUUGAGCUGUGUGAAAAGCUGGCCAAAGCUAAGCAAAAAGUUGAUGUUGAAAACAGCACUGAAGGACCAUAAAUUCUGUUGGUUGUGACCUAUGCCAUCUUUUAUGUGUAAAUUGAACUUAAGUAUCAAAAUUUAUAGUUAUAAUUUUAUUGGAACGGCAAGUCAAGUCUGCUGAAAAAGAAUAAAACACAAGAAGUAUGUAGAAGACUUGUUUGUUAGGGAUGAAUGUGCAGCUUAUUUAUAUCUUCUACAAAAAAAACCAUUAAUUGUAAAUUGUAAUAUUGUAUUUCAAUGAAGAUUAUAUUGCCAUAUUGUAUAAUAAAGUAUUUAUUGAUA